This is a messenger RNA of Trichoplax adhaerens, 1266 nucleotides long. RefSeq lists its product as uncharacterized. Gene Ontology annotation, molecular function: oxidoreductase activity, acting on paired donors, with oxidation of a pair of donors resulting in the reduction of molecular oxygen to two molecules of water; heme binding. The transcript is spliced from 8 exons. Lineage: Eukaryota; Metazoa; Placozoa; Uniplacotomia; Trichoplacea; Trichoplacidae. Gene Ontology annotation, biological process: lipid metabolic process. The record is from RefSeq and is a predicted model, not a curated record. The coding region runs from base 1 to 1266 and encodes 421 amino acids. Gene Ontology annotation, cellular component: membrane.
AUGACGGCUAAAUCAGGACACGAUUAUCGAUAUUGGUACCUGAAUGGUAUCCCUUACGAUUUUAAAGAUUUUCUUAAAAAUCAUCCCGGUGGAAUAAAAGCUAUUAUGCUAGGACGAGGAAGAGAUUGUACGGCAAUGUUUGAAUCUUAUCAUACGUUCAGACCUGCUGAUGCUCUAUUAGAAAAAUAUAAAGUCAAAAACGGAAAGGUAGUUGAAGGAUCAUUUUUCACCUUUGAGCCCGACGGCUUCUAUAUGACAGUGAAAGAAAGAGCUAGGCAAUACUUUAAGAAGAACAAAAUCAAUCAUACCAAGGCUGACUAUUUAGUCGGUGCUUUUACCCUAUUAGAAGUAAUAGCAACAUACGCCUUUAUGUUGUUAACGUUUAUGACAGGAAAUUGGAUAUAUGCUGCAUUAUGGGGAUUUGGUAGAGCUAUGUGUAUCAUUGGUCCAACACAUGCUGGCUCUCACUAUGCAUUUUCGAGAAGCCCUUUUAUCAACAAAGCCAUUUACAUUGUAUCGAUGGCCAUCUCAGGUAGUACACCGGCUCAAUGGACAUCGAAGCAUGUUAUCGCUCAUCACGUUGACACCAAUAUAGUUCCUGUCGACGAUGAUACUAUGUAUCCAUUAAAACGUGUACUACCAGCCCAUAAAAGGCUCGCAUUCCACCAUCUACAGCAUAUCUAUAUAUGGUUUUUAUAUCCGUUUACCUUAUCUUUCUGGAGCAUCUCCAAUGCAAUAAAAUUAUUUGCUGAUCCACCUAUAGAAGGGGUUACACAAGUUAUUUACUUAAAUAAGCUGGAUAUAUUGGAAACAUGGAUAGUUCUGGCUUUUCACUUGGCGCAACGUUUUGUAUUAUUUUUCGUAUUUUUUCCAUUUUCGGAAGCUAUAAAGUUGUAUUUAGUAUCUGAGAUGAUAGCUAGCACGUGGUUCUCAUUACAGUUCGCUGUCAAUCAUGAGGUAGAUGGCGUUGUUGACCACACUCCGAACAAGAAGGUAGACUGGGGUAAACAUCAAGUCAUAACAUCACACAACUACGGGUCAGAUAGUUAUUUGGCACUGUACUUAUCUGGUGGAUUAAACACUCAAAUCGAACACCAUCUAUUCCCUAGUGUUCAUUAUCAUCAUUAUAAAGAACUAUCAAAAAUUGUUAGACGGACAUGCAAGGAAUUUAACAUUAAAUAUAUUGCAUCAUCUAAUUUUUAUGAGGCCUUGAAAGCUCACUAUCGCCAUUUAAGAAGAAUGGGACAACCGAUUGAAGCGGCUUAG